AUGUUCCCGGCUUCUGUGCUCUUCUCCCGGGUACCAUGCCCUUUCCCGAAGCGCUCCUGCAAACGCCCCUACUGUUGGUACAAACAUACCGAGGACGGGCGACGUUUGUUUGGAUACUCCAUCCCGCCAUUGAGGUCGUUACAACCAGACCCAACAGGUGCCCAAAAUGACAUUCAGUCCACCUUGUUAGCGACUCAAGUUGCAGACCACACCAAAAAUCAGCCCUUCCAAGAGCUGGAGUGCAUCAACAAGAAGAUCGAAAUGGCCAAGUAUGAAGUAGAGCAGGAGCAAAGGAGGCUGUCAUGCUACCGCGCGGCAGAAAUCAUCACCCUCACUGAGGCAAAAGGCAAAAGUUCAACUAGCUGUAAAUAUGUUCAUCGUCUGAGUAUCAAAGCACCCUCCCCGCAAUCCACAAAGUACGUGCUUGACAAGUCCAAGCCGAGGACCGACUUGGAAUACGAUCCUAUGUCCAACUUCACAGCUGAAUUUGGGUCAUACAAGUCAAUUAAUAAGGCGUUGAAAGGAAUGAGCACACAUCAGGGUGAUGUAAAAAAGCCAGUCAGCCAUCAGGUGGCGCCGUACCACUCUCUGUCCCCUGGGAUACAAGAUGACAACGACCCUGAUGACCUCCUGAUACUGGACAGACCAGCCUUGCCUGCAUCCUCUGCCCAGCAGAAAUCCUGCAUCAAGGACCGAGAAGCUUCUGCUACAAAUAUGAUUGACCUGACUGAGUGUGUGGAAAAGAGUCCCGAUCCCAAAGCUAGUAUUUCUCAAUACGCCGAAGAUGCAACCAAACGAGAUGCCAUUUCGGACAAGAGCAACCAGCGGUUGUGUGUGGAGGUUUCAAAGUAUUUGUCAGCGGUGCGGCAAACCACUGAGGGCCAGCCACCCAAGAAGAGUGGACAGGAAUCAAGCUGCGCUCAAAUUGACAGCCACCAGGUGUCAGCAGAGGCCUCAUCCCUCAAGGAGCCUUUGUCAGAAAAAGCAGCCCAUGAAGAUGUCAUCGUCAUCGAUUCCAGCUCUGACGAGGAUGAAGACGCGAUGGCUGUGGAGCUGUCGGACAGCGACCCUGUGGAGGAGUGCUACCGCAUCUUCAUGGAGGCAAACAACCAGGAACAUACUGUCCAGCAGCAGCCGGAGGUGCCUGUUGCAGCGGUGAAAAGGAGGCCACAGCCUAAGGUUCUGAUUCCACUUCAAGAACCAGUGAAACCAUCCCCGGCUUCUCAGCUCGUUGCAGUCGUGCCCAAGACUCAACAUGUCCAGCAGAAGGCGGCCAUUUUGACAGCUGACGUGAACGGAGCCCAAGUGUUCCCCUCGUCCGCCGCUCAAAGGAAGCAAGAGAGAUGGCUCGUAGCCACUUCUUCUUCAACGCCUCCAGUCGAGACUGCUAGCAUGCCCGCUCCUCAACAGAAAGCGUGUGUCAACAACAUACCUCCAGGCUCCGCCAUAAUCAACGUGGGCGUCAACUUGCAUCUGAUCCUCCCUCAGGGCACCCUGCCUCUCAACUCCACCUCCAACGCGGUCACCUCCGUCCUGACCCCCAUCACUCAAGUGCACCUUGGCUCUGACAAAAACGUGAGCCUUUCGGCGCCGAUGCAUCGUUCCACCGCGCCGCUGCUCAUUCCCGCCAUUCCGCGGAGACGCUGCCAUCCUUCCGCCGCGGUGUCUCUUCCAACCCCCGCCAGUGAAACGAGCAGCCAAGUCUCUGUUAAGCCAGGAGCAAUCCCCAAACGAAAAGCCAAGCAGCAGCCUGAGGCGGCCAAAGACAAAGUGCCCCAUGGCAUCCGACAGUGUUACGUCACAAAGUUCACUGAGGUGUUCCUCGACACCUCCGCCAAUGUCGACGAGGCCUUUAAAAAGGCCCUUGCUGAGGAGAAAACAGUGUACAGUCGCAGCGUCAACAAACUCAAGUAUCUCAGCAUCGCUGUGAAUGCACUGAAGAGGUUGAAAAAGCAGAAUUCAGGCUGUUCCAGAGAUGAAAUAAUCCACGGCAAAAGCUCAAAAGGAAAUAUUCCACUAAACCAAAAGCAGCUCAAAGGAAAGGACGAUGACGCUUUGCACGAGAUUUUGAGGGAUUACAUUCUGAGCGAGGAGCAGCUGAUUGAGAGUAACUAUCCUAUUCCGCACCCCGAGAAACCCGGCUACGCUAUCCUUUUGGCAAACCAGAGGAAGGGCAACAACGACCCCUGGAAGAGGAUGUGUUGCCGGUGCGGAGCUACAUACUCUGUGAACAAAGAGGGCAAGCACACCCGGAUGGAAGAGUGCAACUAUCACUAUGGGAAAGGAGUGGAGAAGAAAGUGCCAGGUGGGGUGGAGACUCGCUAUAGCUGCUGCCAGGGAGUCAUGGGAGCACCCGGUUGCCAGAUUUUUAAGUUGCAUGUGCACGAUUCCCUCGCCAUGGAUGGAUUUAUGGCAACCGCCCCCCGAUGUCCUGGAAAUGGCUGCUUCCCGGGUGUCUAUGCGCUGGACUGUGAAAUGUGUUAUACCAUUCACGGCCUGGAGCUGUCACGAGUGACUGUGGUGAACUCAAACCUUCAAGUGGUCUAUGACACGUUUGUUAAGCCACACAACGAGGUCAUUGACUACAACACCAGGUUUUCUGGCAUCAGCGAGGAGGACAUGAAGGACAACCAAAUGACUCUGGCCAAUGUGCAGAAGACAUUGUUGAGCUUCAUCAGUGCCGACACUAUUCUGAUUGGGCACGGCCUGGAAACUGAUCUCUGUGCCCUGAAGUUGCUUCACAACACGGUGGUGGACACUGCAGUGGUCUUCCCCCAUCGCCUGGGCCCGCCACACAGGUUGAGCCUCAGCAGCCUCACAGCAGAACACCUGACCAGGAUUAUUCAAGAGAGCGUAUGCGGCCACGACACGGCAGAAGACGCCUUCGCUUGCAUGGAGCUCAUGUUGCUGAAGGGGAAAGAUGGCAAAAUGAAAAAAUGA
Messenger RNA from Syngnathus typhle (broad-nosed pipefish), 2940 nucleotides. RefSeq lists its product as uncharacterized. Gene Ontology annotation, cellular component: nucleus. The record is from RefSeq and is a predicted model, not a curated record. The transcript is spliced from 16 exons. Bases 1 to 2940 code for a protein of 979 amino acids. NCBI's taxonomy places the organism in Eukaryota, Metazoa, Chordata, Actinopteri, Syngnathiformes, Syngnathidae. Gene Ontology annotation, molecular function: nucleic acid binding; exonuclease activity.